AUGGCGAAUGUGGGCAAAGUUUUAGCUACAAUAAAAGCGGUUAUUACUAGAUUAGUAUUUGCCUGUCACGGGAUCAUAGCUAUAUGGCAAGUAACUGUGUUCAAAGAUAGUAAUGAAUUCUGGUAUUUAGCGUCUCCUAUACUAUUGCUGCUUGUCGAAGGUGUCUUCACGUUGACCAUCAAAGAAAACCAGGAGUGGAAAUGGUUCUGCCCAUCGGUGUUCAUCUACCUGGGGCUGGUGGUGCCGGCGAUAUGGCUGCUGGAGCUCCACAAGGUGGACCUCAGGCUGGCGGCCAACAGCACCAGCGUCGACGUCGCCGCCAAACACGCGCUCGGCAACACGACGGAGAUCAUCUUCCCCGGCGCCAACCGCAUCCCCACAGACAUGUGGGUGACGCUGAUUGAACAGUUCUUGAUGCUGACGCUCAUCGUGGGUCGCUGGCUGCUGCCCAAAGGAGACCUCACCAGGGAUCAGCUCAGUCAGCUGCUACUCGUUUACAUUGGUACAGCAGCUGACAUAAUCGAGUUCUUCGACUCGUUCAAGGACGAGAAGGUGGCCUCGGAGAAGGCGCUCGUGCUUCUCACGCUGGCCAUCUGGUCGUGGUCCCUGGUGCAGUUCACGGUGGUCCUCACCGCCACCAAGUCCAGGAAGUCGCGAGGCACCGCCAAUAGGAAUACGUCGCGCGCAUGCUGUUGCUCCAUAGAGGUGUGCGCCAUCAUAAUGAACAUAGCUCUGCAGGAUGCGCCGUUCCUGGCCUUCCGACUCCUCAUCAUCGCCCACUACAAGAUCAUCAACUAUAUGAACAUAUUCUUCACUUGCAAGAAUACUUUGGUAAUACUCCUGCAGAUCUAUCGGCUAUACGUGUUGCACCUGGAGACGGUGGACGAGGGAGCUGGUGGCUCCGUCUACAGGAAGAAGGACAGAGAGGGAAAGAAACAUAAGUCUUCAGAAAGGAAAGACAAGGACAAAAAACACCACAAACAUCACAAGUCAAAGAAACACAAGAAGAAGCACGAAGACGUCUCCAUAUCUGUCAUCAGCGACCCUCGAAGGCACGACCGGGUGGACGGCGGGCGGAUCAGAGCAAUAAUCCUGACAAACAAUGAUGAAAUCAAGGAGUUGGAGCUCCACAAAUUGUUUAAAGACCAGUUGUCUAUAGACAACGAGAAGAAGAAGAGUAAAAAAAAGCAGAAAUCGGAGUCAUCAGAGGAGUCUCUGAACAACAUCCAGCAUACUACUGACGACUCGGGCAUUUGACACCACCGGGUCCGCCGCGAGAGCCCGAGGCGGAGCCCUAAGCGGCACGACGACAAGAAAAAGAAAAAAAAGCCACCGUCAACGGAAUCUAGUGUCAGUGACAGUUCUAGUUGAACGUAAGACGAGGCUGAAUGGGUUUUGAUACUGUGUCUUUUUGAAAAGAAAAAAGUUUUGGCGGGUAAAUUGUUGGAUAAUGGCGGACGGAAAGUUCGUCGCCUUUCUUGAAGGAGAUUUGAAGGUAACA
This is a messenger RNA of Pectinophora gossypiella (pink bollworm), 1501 nucleotides long. RefSeq names its product transmembrane protein 26. The record is from RefSeq and is a predicted model, not a curated record. NCBI's taxonomy places the organism in Eukaryota, Metazoa, Arthropoda, Insecta, Lepidoptera, Gelechiidae. Bases 1 to 1257 code for a protein of 418 amino acids. The transcript is spliced from 9 exons.